ACCAGCGUUCAGUCUGAGUCGCAGAUCCCACACACUAUGUUGAGGUGACGGAUACGGAUACGGAAUCGUCGGAGUGCGCGGCCUUUUAAAGCUGAAAAUGAAACUGAAUCGGAAUUUCUUUUCGCGUAUUCGUUCGCAUUCUUCCCGCUUUCGAGUGCCAAAUAUUUGACGAAACAAAAAUACAAAAAGUGGAAUGAAAUAUAAAUUUUAGCGCACUGUUUUUGGUGAUACAAAAUCCUAGGGGAAAAUAAUAAUAUUUAUAACACACUUCAGUUAUAUCUGUGAAUUCGUUUAUUUCCGUUGGCCAUGUGCAAAAAUUAUGUUGGCUGACGUAAAAGAGUUGCAAGACGAUAGUAAAAUUCAACUGAUAAGUUUUCGUCUUAUCAAUUCUCUUUGUUUGUGUUUGUGUCGAUAGUGAAAAAAAAUAAGAAAAAUAAAGAAAUCAGGCUGCAAAAAAACAAUAAAAUUCUGCUAGAAGCUGCGAAGUGGAAACAAAGCGCAAUAAGUUGGAAGGAAAUCAGCCAUUUGAAUCAUCGGAAUAUUCCAUUUAGCCGGCAUGGAGGCGCACGUCUGAUUGCCACAAUCCGAGCGCACUUAAAAAGUGAAACUCGUUCCCAGGAAGUGAGCAGUUGUGUGAGAAGGAUGGCAUCGCUCCACCAAAAGCGUCCCAGCAUUAGUAACUGGUUCUCCUCGCUUCGCCGACAGCCCAAAAACAAGAAGAGCUCCGCCGGCUUGGGAGGCAGUGGAAGUUUUGGCAGCAAACAGCAGUUGCAGAGGAGCUGCUUUGACCUUUCCUCGACGGCGGUGGGUGGCGCAGUGAAUGUUGGUGUGGGUGUGGGAUAUUCCGGGGCCGGAUCGCCGGGAAGUCGACUAAGCAAUAGUACGUUUUACAUCAACCCUUUGAACGUAUCGUCCGCUGGUGUCAAGGACGAUCGUCGUCGCCUGGUGGAUACGGGUAGCAGUAGCGGAAGUAGCUUGAGCAGCGUUUGCACUCGCUGCUUUUGCAAUCUGCUCGCGAAAGCCGAGCCAAGCAAAGAUUCCAAGCCCCAGGCAACGCCCACGUCCGCCCCAAAGGUUACGCAGAAGCCGCCCGCCAAACCACGGUCCCCUUCGCUGGCGCCUUACACCAGCGUGGCCACAUACAAUAUUACAAACCUCUCGCCAGACAGCCCACCGCCCGCCAGUCCCUCAUUCAGCACCGAAACCGUGAGCUAAGAUGUGACCCACAAGGUCACUGAGGUGCAACGCCUGCCCAGCGAUGAGCCCAACACGGAGCUCUUCAGCAAACGAACUGAGUACAAGCACACCACCACCACGACGACCACAAGGACCCUGAUUGUUUCGCGACCCGUGGAACUGCUAUUGAAUGAGAAGGGAGAAAUCAUCUCAAGGCGGUCGCCGCGCAAAACGCGCUCCAACUCCUUCGGUUGCAUGCUGGAUGUGGACAGUCAAUCGGAAAGGGGAAUGGACAAUCCCGGAAUGCAGCUGGAAACGGAUCCCAGUUCGGGGCUCAGUUCGCCGCUGACACCCGACGCCGGGGAUCUGCGCUUCAUCGACGACAGCUCCAACUCGCAGAGCGAUUCCGAGCGAAACUCGAUCAGCCAAAACAACAACAACAACAAUGUGAACCACAAUAACAACAACAGCAAUGGCAGCAGCAAGCGGAGCAGCCAGCAGUCGAAUCUCUGCGAGAGUUGUCGCACGCUUCUCGAGCGGAACCGCAGCAAUGCGGAGCAGUGUGGCAAUCUAGUGAUCCUCAGGCGACCGGGAAAGCAAAUCAAAGAUGAAUUGUGCGAGGUCGUCUCAGAAAUGGAGGCGCUCGAUGUGCCCGAAGACUGCAAGCAUUCCAAUAAGGAUAAACAGAUGUCCAUUGGCCGCAAAAAGUUCAAUAUGGACCCAAAGAAAGGCAUUGAGUAUCUCGUAGAGAACAGACUGCUGCGUCACGACCCCCAGGAUGUGGCGCAUUUCCUCUACAAGGGCGAGGGACUAAAUAAAACGGCCAUUGGCGAUUACCUUGGCGAAAAGAACGAUUUUAAUGAGGAUGUGCUAAAGUCCUUUGUGGCGCUCCACGAUUUCACAAAUCUCAUUCUGGUGCAAGCCCUCAGACAAUUUCUGUGGUCGUUUCGCUUGCCCGGCGAGGCACAAAAGAUCGAUCGUAUGAUGGAAACCUUCGCCCAGCGCUAUUGCCAACUGAAUCCGGAUAUAUUUACCAACACGGAUACCUGCUAUGUGCUCAGCUUCGCUAUUAUAAUGCUCAAUACAUCACUGCACAACCCAUCAGUCAAAGACAAACCCACCGUUGAGCAAUUCAUAUCGAUGAAUCGUGGCAUAAACAACGGCGGAGAUUUGCCCCGAGGCCUGCUGGAGUCCCUCUACGAGUCCAUUCGAACGGAGCCAUUCAAAAUACCCCAGGACGAUGGCAAUGAUCUGAUGCACACCUUCUUCAAUCCCGACAAGGAGGGCUGGCUGUGGAAGCAAGGCGGCAGAUACAAAUCUUGGAAACGACGUUGGUUCAUUUUGAACGACAAUUGCCUAUACUAUUUUGAAUACACCACCGAUAAGGAGCCGCGCGGCAUUAUACCAUUGGAGAACAUAUCGGUGCGCGAGAUUCACGAUCGCAGCAAACCGCACUGCUUUGAGCUGUUCGCCACGGGCGGUGCCGACAUCAUCAAGGCAUGCAAGACUGACUCCGAGGGCAAGGUGGUGGAGGGCAAGCAUACGGUGUACCGCAUGUCCGCUGCCACGGAGGAAGACCAGCAGGAGUGGAUCAAGCGCCUGACGCAGUCCAUAAGCCACAAUCCCUUCUACGACAUCCUAGUACAAAGAAAGAAAAAGGCGCUCAGCAAGAGUUAAUAUUAAGUCGGAGCUCGGCGCAACUUUUGUCUUGGAUCUCAGUGAAAUUCUGCUACGCGUGUGUGGCUGCUCUCUCCCCCUAUUUAAACUAUUUAAACAUGUGCAUAUGCGUAUACAUAAGUUAUAUAAAUUAAUCGUUGUGUGCGUGUGAGAACUUCCAUGUUGAAUCAAUGCCUGUAAUUCGUUCACCUUGUGGUUUGCCCCUGUCCCCUAUAUUAUGUCUAAGUAUUCUGUUUGAUUGACUCGAAACAAGCCUUCACACGCCGACGCACUUCGAACCACAAACUUUGUCUCUAUUGUUGUGAUAUAAUUUAUUUACAUUAAUAAUUAACCAUAUAAAUGAUAUGAAAAUAAUUGAAAAUUGCAUGAAUAAGAAAUACACAUUUACACAUAUUUUCAUUAGUGCAAAUUUUUGUUUAGUAUCGUUAUAGGCGUAAGUCUACGAGUAUGUCUUCAAAUUAGAGUUUACCACCUAAGUUGUCCCACCACCCUCUUUUGUAGAAUUCCUUAGUGCUAUGAAACAUAUCCCAGGCGCCAAACGCUGUUGGAGCGCUGUAGUUUAUGUAUAUGAAUAUUUGAUGCAAAUGAAAACAGCAUAAAAGUGUUGCUUGGCAAUUAUUCUGAAACCAAUUACAUUAAUUUGGUGCAAACUAGAAAAGGCCUUUCUCAGAACUUAAAGCUCAUGCUAACAACGAAUGACAAUUAAAAUGUCUAACAAGUGUAACUGUCUAAUUAACAGAUCCAAUACAUAAAUGCAUUUACACUGAAAGCAGGUUUGUCAAAUAGAUUUUUGAAUAGGCAAACUAAGUUUAUAGUUAACCAAAGAUCUGAAUUAACCUAUUACAACAAAAUGCCAAUUUUCAACUUAAAUAAAAACUUUAUUUAUAAGUAUAAAAUAUGUUCUGUCAUCUGAAAAAUAUGUUGAAAAUGAAUUUCAAGUGGAUUUUGUUAACUUAAAUAGUGAGAAACGAGACAACCGCCAGAGUUAAAAUCACAUACAAUAAGUACGCUGAUAACAAAUGUGUAAGCAGAGAUUUAAGGCAGCUCUAAAAAGCAAUGAAAAAACUCGAAUGCCGACAUUAAUCUUAUGAAACCAAUAAGACGCUGCUAUAUGUAAAGGAAGAUUGUAUGUUGAACCUCUGUGAUACCAUUGAUGAGAAAUAGCUUCUAGCAGAUCCUAUGUGGUAUGUUUUGUUUCGAGACUGAGGGAUAAACUACAUCACAUUUAGCUGUCAUUUAACUUGCUUUGAAUGUCACUGUUUUCUGACAUCUUAGCAUAUAGUUUAAUUUUCCAAUUGGGAUUUCUUUUACAACAGCGGUCCCAAACAUUUUUGCAAUAUUAUAAAUAACUUAGCUAGCUCUGUAUCUAAAAUAAUGACUUUAAUUUCAAACCAAUAAGGAUGUAUUAUAUUUUACAUUACUUUUUAUCGAAUGUACAUACAUACAAAAUUAGUAAAAGUACAUUUAUUGGAUUAGGUUCAACAUGUUCUAGAUGGGCAGUAAAUUUAAUCGUUUACUGUAAAUACGUGCGUUAUAGCAUUUUUUAUUAACAGAAACUAAAAGUUUGUAUAUAUUGUCAGAACAACUAGAUGUUAAAUGAAUAAGUAUGCCAGUAAAUAAUAGUGUAGCUUAGUAUUUUGUAUUGCUUUAACAGAUAAUUAUA
This is a messenger RNA of Drosophila gunungcola (fruit fly), 4516 nucleotides long. RefSeq lists its product as uncharacterized. Gene Ontology annotation, molecular function: guanyl-nucleotide exchange factor activity. NCBI's taxonomy places the organism in Eukaryota, Metazoa, Arthropoda, Insecta, Diptera, Drosophilidae. Gene Ontology annotation, biological process: regulation of ARF protein signal transduction. The record is from RefSeq and is a predicted model, not a curated record.